This is a messenger RNA of Tetrahymena thermophila SB210, 3801 nucleotides long. Its product is annotated as formin-like 2 domain protein. The transcript is spliced from 11 exons. Lineage: Eukaryota; Ciliophora; Oligohymenophorea; Hymenostomatida; Tetrahymenidae. The record is from RefSeq and is a predicted model, not a curated record.
AUGGCACAACUCAAUUAGGAAACUUAAAAUUAGCUUUAAGAGUUCAACUCUAUUAUAAAAUUAUUAGAAUUAAAAGACAAAGAUAAAUUAGGCAUAUAAUCUCUACCAAAAGAAAAAAAAUUAGCUAUUUUGCAACUAAGAGAAAAAAUCUAAGUUAAAAACGAUUUUAACAAUUAUGGAAAGAAUUCUGAGGAGAUAACAGAAUAUUUUAUUCAAAAAAUGGAGUUAAAUGCUUAGUUUGAGGAUAUAAUUGCUUUUUAUGAAUGGAUAUCUUAUCAAAUCAAAUACAACUAAAAAUUAGAUCAUUUAGAGCAAUCAGGAGGAGUUGAUGCUAUCAUUUUUGCUCUUACAUAGUAUGGAUCUUUAAAGCAUGAUAGUGCAAAAAAGUUAUUUCUUCUACAUAUUCUUAAAAUACUUACAGUCGACUACAAAGAUGUUUUCGAAGAUAGCACUAUUUUCCUUGAUAAAUUAAUUUAGUCAGAUCUUGUACAUUCUUUUCCUGAAAUGCUUACCCCUGGUCAGAAUGAAAUAAAUAGCUUGCUGUUAAUUUUGAUGGAUCAGAUUUCAUGGUAUAGUGAAGAAGCUUUAAAGUUUAUUUUAGAAGGAUUUGAGGCUUUAUAACAGAAAAAUAACUAUCCAAAUAAGUUUACACCUUUAACAAUAGUUCUAAGUAAAUCAAAAAGCUCAAUAUUUACAUAGAAUAUGUGUUCUUUCUUGAAUUCAAUGUGUUAAGCUUUCUAGAAUCAUUUUAAAAAUAUCUAAAUAAUUGAUGACUUUCAAAAUUCAGGCCUAUUAGAUCUAUUGACAGUCUAAGCUGUGAAUAAUAUUUAAUAAGGUUAAUUUAUUAUCGAUGAUUGCUAUUUUAUUAGAGAAGAUUAUUAUGGGGUUUCUGGAGAAGAAAUAUUUUUUGUAGCAGAUUUUGAAAGAAGAGAGUUUAACUGUAAUAAAUUUUUUUACAAGAAAGAUUAAAAUGAAGGUGACUUCUAAAGUUAAAUAAUUACUUUAUUUAUCUAAAUCCACUAGCUUCAAGAUAAAUCAGUAAAUCGUAUGAGGGAAAGAGAAGCAUAAUAUCAAAAGGAAUUAUAAGCCAUUUAGUAAAAAAAAGUGUAAUAUAAUUCUGUCAUUAAAGAAGAAUAAGAAGAAGAAUAUGUAGAGAAAGUUAAAGGCUCUUAAAAAUAAGCACAGCUCGAAGAGAGAUUCAAAAGUGAGAUUCAAAUGAGAGAAAAGGAAAAAAUGGAAUAAAAUCAUAGUUAGGAUAAUGAUAUGAAAAAAGGUUUUGGUAGAUAAAAUGGAAUAGGAAAAGAAAAAUCUGAAGAAAAAAAUCAAUUAUGGUAAACACAAUAAAAGAUUUAAGCACUUGAAAAAGAGAUUGAAAGACUAAACCAGAAGCUGAAAUAGCAGGAUUCGUAGGAACAAGUUUCUUAAAAUAUUUUGAAACAGCAAUUCCUCUAAGGGUAGUUACUGGAGAAUUAAAAAUUAGAAGAAAAGGAAAAAAUUAUUUCAAAAUAUAAAUAGGAAAACAUUUAGCUUUUAACAAAAGUGAGUGAAUUAGAGCAAUCAAAAUAAUAGGCACUAGAAUAGUUGUCUCUUUCUAAGUAACAAAGCUAGUUGUAGAAUCAAAUAAAUCAAUAAAUGUAAAAAAAUGAAGAACUAAGUGAAAAAAUUAAAUAGCUGAAUGAGAAUUUAAGCAGUGUUACUUUCAAAUAUGAAGAAUAUAAAUCAUCAAAAGAGAAAGAAAUCUCUUAAUUGAAUUUAACUUUGUCUGCUAUAAAAGCAAAGCAAUCUGUUUCAGAAGAAAAUAAAAAUAACAUUUUAGAAUAAAAUUAAAUAAUGAAUUUGAGAUUAUCAAAAUUAGAUUCAGCCUCUAAAUAGCUAGACUCUAUUGCAAAUAAUCACUCAAAAGAAUCUGUUAUUAAAUUAGUUGAAUCCUAAUUUUUAUAAGAGAUAUCAGAUUUAAAAGAAUAAAAUUAAUUACUUCAAUCAUAAAUUAAUAAAUUAAAAUCAAACUAAAACCAAUAAAAUAUUGAUAAAUUAUCAAUUCCUGAAAAUCCCUAGAUACCUGUAGCUCCUUUACUUGGUUCUUAGUAUCCUUCUUAAUUAGCAGUCCCAUAAGCUCCAAAUUUAGGAAUUCCUUAAGCUCCUUAAAUACCAGGAAUUCCCUAAGCUCCUUAGAUACCUGGAAUCCCUCAGGUUUCUUAAAUUCCAGGAAUUCCUUAGGCUCCUUAAAUAGCAGGAAUUCCUUAAGCACCUUAAUUAUUUGGUAUUCCUUAAGCCCCAUAAAUCCCAGGAAUACCUCAAGCUCCUUAAAUACCUGGCAUUCCUUAAGCUCCUUAAAUACCUGGCAUUCCUUAAGCUCCUUAAAUUCCUGGAAUUCCUCUAGCUCCUUAAAUACCUGGCAUUCCUUAAGCUCCUUAAAUACCUGGAGUUCCUCAAGCUCCACUAAUACCAGGAAUACCAUAAGCUCCCAAUUUUAGUGCUCCUCCUGCACCACAAAUUAAUGGAAUAGGAAUUCCGCCUGUUCCUUAAUUAGGUAUACCUUCAGUACCUUCUUUACCAGGUUUUGGUGCACCUGCUGCCCCAAGUUUAAAUAUCCCUGGGGCUCCAAUAGCUAUGGCACCUAUUUUACCAGGUUUAAUGGCCCCUUAAGUUUAGUAAGGAAUAAAACCAAAAAAAAACCCUGGAAUUCCAAUGAAAGGAGUUAAUUGGCAAACUUUGAAGUUUUAAGACAUAUAAGGUACAAUAUGGGAAAAGGUUAAAGAAGAAAAUAUAGCUCUUGAAGAAGAAUAUUUAAAGUAGACUUUCAGUUAGAAAGCUACUUUAUAAAAGGCAUAGAAUACAACUUAGUAAAAUCCAGAAUAGCAAGCAUCAAAAAAAAUUACAUUCUUAACAUUGGAAAGGCAGUAAAGUGUUUUACUUAUACUAGGUAAAAUCAAACUAAAAGGUGAACAAAUUGCAGAGAUGUUAAUCAGCUGUGAUCCAACUAGGCUUACUUAAAAUCUAAUUACUUCGUUGCUAGCCUCUUUGCCAAACGAAUAAGAGAUGAUAAUGGUUUAAUCUUAUGAUGGAAAAAUUGAAAAUUUAGGUGAUGCAGAAAAAUAUUUUAAAGCUUUGGAAAAAGUAAAUGGGUAUGAAGAAAGACUGCAAGCAUUAAAAUUCAAAAAUUUAUAUCCAGAAACAAAGGAGUUUUUAACAUCUAAAACCACAUUGAUAGCCCAAUUUUUAGACUCUCUUUUAAAUGACCAAAGAAUUACAAUUAUAUUGGAAAAUGCUCUUGCUCUUGGUAAUUACAUGAAUGGAACAGGUUUUAAAGGAGGUGCCUGGGGUUUUAAAUUUUCAAAUAUUGAUAAAAUGGUAGAAGUAAAAUCAAUGGAUGGCAAAGUGAAUCUUCUUAUGUAUAUGAUAAGCAAUAUAGAGAAAAAAGAGGGUAAAGAAAUAGUUAAAGUUGAUGAAGACUUGAAAAUUUUAGAUGAAUGCACUAAAACACCAAUCAAUUAGUUAAUUUCAGAAAUUGCAGACUUAAAGAGAGGAGUUAAAACCUUGGAAAAAUCUAUUAAAGUGCAGACUUCUAACGAACAAGAUAAAAUCAAGGAAUAAAUAGAGCCAUUUUACUUGCAAGUAUAGCCUGAAAUUACUGAAUUAGAAAAGCAAGUUAAAGAUCUAGAAGCAAAAUAUAAAACUGUAGCUGAAUUUUUCUGUGAAGAUCCCAGAAAGCUACCUUCUGAUGAAUUUGCUAAAUAAGUACUCAUUUUUAAAAAAUCAUGCAUAACAGCAAAGAUUUAGAAUAAAAACCUAAAAAGAUGA